AUGGCCACCAGGCUCAGCCUCGACGACCCGCUGCUGCCCAUCACGCUGUCGGCCCAGCAGACCACGCUGCUGCUGCUGCUCUCGGUGCUGGCCGCCGUGCACGUGGGCCAGUGGCUGCUGCGGCAGCGGCGCCAGCCCCCCGGGUGCGCGCAGCAGCCCCCGGGCCCGUUCGCGUGGCCGCUGAUCGGGAACGCCGCGGCCCUGGGCCCCGCGCCGCACCUCGCCUUCCAGCGCCUGGCGCGGCGCUACGGCGACGUCUUCCAGAUCCGCCUGGGCGGCUGCCCGGUGGUGGUGCUCAACGGCGGGCGCGCCAUCCGCCAGGCGCUGGUGCAGCAGGCCACGGCCUUCGCCGACCGGCCGGCCUUCGCCUCCUUCCGCGUGGUGUCCCGCGGCCGCAGCCUGGCGUUCGGCCGGCACUCGGAGCGCUGGAAGGCGCAGCGGCGCGCGGCGCAGGGGGCCAUGCGCGCCUUCUCGCCGCUGCAGCCCCGCGGCCGGCGCGCCCUGCAGGCGCAUGUGCUGGCCGAGGCGCGCGAGCUGGUGCGGCUGCUGGUGCGCGGCAGCGCGGGCGGCGCCGCCCUGGACCCGCGGCCGCUCACGCUGGUGGCCGUGGCCAACGUGAUGAGCGCCGCGUGCUUCGGCUGCCGCUACGCCCACGGCGACGCCGAGUUCCGCGAGCUGCUCAGCCACAACGAGGACUUCGGGCGCACGGUGGGCGCGGGCAGCCUGGUGGACGUGCUGCCCUGGCUGCUGCGCUUCCCCAACCCGGUGCGCGCCACCUUCCGCGAGUUCGAGCUGCUCAACCGCAACUUCAGCGGCUUCGUGGAGGACAAGUUCCUGCGGCACCGCGACAGCUUCCGCCCCGGCGCCGCCCCGCGCGACCUGAUGGACGCCUGCAUCCUCUCGGUGGCCAAGGAGGCGGCCCCGGGCUCCUCCGAGGGCUCCGGCGACGGCGCCGCGCGGCUGGACGAGGACGACGUGCCGUCCACCGUCACCGACAUCUUCGGCGCCAGCCAGGACACGCUCUCCACCGCGCUGCAGUGGAUUCUCGUCCUUCUCACCAGGUACCCUGCAGUGCAGGCCCGGCUGCAGGCAGAACUGGAUCAAGUCGUGGGUCGAGACCGGCUGCCCUGCCUGGACGACCAGCCCAAACUGCCCUACACCAUGGCCUUUAUCUACGAAGCCAUGCGCUUCUCCAGCUUCGUGCCCAUCACCAUUCCUCACGCCACCACCGCCGACACCUCCGUCCUGGGCUACCACAUCCCCAAGGACACGGUGGUGUUUGUGAACCAGUAUUCCGUGAACCACGACCCCGUGGCGUGGCCUCGCCCGGAGGACUUCGAUCCCACCCGGUUCUUGGACCAGGACGGCCGCUUCAGCAAGGACCUGGCCAGCAGCGUGGUGAUUUUUUCGAUGGGCAAGCGGCGCUGCAUCGGGGAAGAGAUCUCCAAGACGCUGCUGUUCCUCCUCACGGCCGUCCUGGCUCACCAGUGCAGCUUCCAGGCCAAUCCCGGCGAGCCCGCCAAAAUGGAUUUCACUUACGGCCUGAGCAUCAAACCCAAGUCCUUCAAGGUCAACGUCAGCCUCAGAGAGUCCAUGGAGCUCCUGGACAGGGCUGUCCAGACGCUACAAGCCGAGGAAGACUGCCAGUGA
Messenger RNA from Pipistrellus nathusii (Nathusius's pipistrelle), 1650 nucleotides. Lineage: Eukaryota; Metazoa; Chordata; Mammalia; Chiroptera; Vespertilionidae. The record is from the annotation of a GenBank genome assembly.